AUGGAAAAAGAAAUGGUUUAAUAACAGAAAACCAUCAUUUUAAAAACAUCCAUUAAGAUGUGCGUUAUACAACUUUAUGUACAGUGUCUGGCAGAAAAUAAUAAAAACCAAAAUAACAUUCCAACAACACAAAUGAAAAUAAUUAUAUUAAGACAAAAACCAUUUAAAUUAGAAUUUGGAACCAUCCUUGCCACUGAAACAUUGUACAAAAAUGUUCUAUCGACGCGUCCAAACUAGGCAGUCGCACCCAACCCCGCGUCCCUUUACUGCUCAGGAGCUUAGCAGCAAUGGGAUGAACUAAAAAUGCCAAAAGAAAAAAUAAGCUAUAUCCUUAGUAACAAACUGCUGUCCAUCGAUAAUGUGAUCAGAAAAAAUACGUACCGACGUACAUUAACAUUUUAUAUUACAUGAGCGACAGUAAUGCUGUUUUGAUUGGCUGCAUAUAAUCUCAUUAUAAUGUCCAAGUUAUGAACUGCAACAUUAUAUUGUUAUUAAAGGGGAAGGAAAGGUAAAAUCACUUAGGGCUGCCAAGUUGUUAGGCACCCCCUAUAGCCCAGGUUGGGGCUCCUCUUCUUUAAACAAUCUACCCGCCCAGGGUACACUUUGCGGAGCGUUGUGCCACCAUUUUCCCUUCUAGUAGGGUAGUACAGCCUGACAGGAACACCUGGCAGACAGGAAUAAGAUGGUGGCACAGUGCUCAGUGCCCCAGGGGUGGUGUGUUUUCUGAAUAAGAGGAGUGCCAGCUCAAGGUAGCAGAUAAGCAAUUAGAAUCACUGGGGGGUGGGGGCAACCCCCAAUUAUUUUACCUUUCCUUCUCCUUCAACAGGCAAUUUUAAGGAGAAAAUGCCAUCAUCCCUCAUGUAUUAUAAAGAAUAAUGUACCCCAACUAGAAUUUAAAAGGAUAGUCACCUAUAUAUUGGCCUAUAUAAAGGCACAGGUCAUCAGUGAGUUGCUCAAUGACUACUAUUAUCUAUAUCAUUUACAGUACUGAGUUUAUCAUGCCUAAUAUUAAACUCCAGGGCACAGAGAUGCCAUGGCUCAUCCUAUGUCAUGGCCAGAGGUUUCAUGGCUCUUUGUAUGUCUGGGCCCAAGAUCCCGUGGCUCUCCCUCUGUCAGGGCCCAAGAUCCCUUAGCUCUCCCCCUGUCAGGGCCCAAGAUCCCGUGGCUCUCCCCCUGUCAGGGCCCAAGAUCCCGUGGCUCUCCCCCUGUCAGGGCCCAAGAUCCCGUGGCUCUCCCCCUGUCAGGGCCCAAGAUCCCGUGGCUCUCCCCCUGUCAGGGCCCAAGAUCCCGUGGCUCUCCCCCUGUCAGGGCCCAAGAUCCCGUGGCUCUCCCCCUGUCAGGGCCCAAGAUCCCGUGGCUCUCCCCCUGUCAGGGCCCAAGAUCCCGUGGCUCUCCCCCUGUCAGGGCCCAAGAUCCCGUGGCUCUCCCCCUGUCAGGGCCCAAGAUCCCGUGGCUUUCCCCCUGUCAGGGCCCAAGAUCCCGUGGCUCUCCCCCUGUCAGGGCCCAAGAUCCCGUGGCUCUCCCCCUGUCAGGGCCCAAGAUCACUUAGCUCUCCCCCUGUCAGGGCCCAAGAUCCCGUGGCUCUCCCCCUGUCAGGGCCCAAGAUCCCAUGGCUCUCCCCCUGUCAGGGCCCAAGAUCCCGUGGCUCUCCCCCUGUCAGGGCCCAAGAUCCCGUGGCUCUCCCUCUGUCAGGGCCCAAUAUCCCGUGGCUCUCCCUCUGUCAGGGCCCAAGGUAGCAAUACAGUUUAGCUGCAGCCUUUUGUUGUUGUUACUACAACUCCCAGCAUCUCCUUUCAGCCUUCAGCUGCCGGGGAUGUCGAGAGUGGUAGUUUAGAAGCAGCUAAAUUGCCUCUGGAACCAUUCACCAUUUCUGAUAGUAAUGAAAUUAUCAAGCAAUAAUUAGAUACUGCAAUAUAAACCAUCUGUACAUUUAGGGGCAGUCUCAUCAGCCCUGUCCAGUGUAAUUUAGUUAUAAUUUCCACAUCCUUAAAAAAACGGAUGCCCUAAGGGGGGGCCACUGCUGAGGAUGGUGGGCAAUGAGCAAGUGAAGAGGAUGGUGGGCAAUGAGCAAGUGAAGAGGAUGGUGGGCAAUGAGCAAUUGAAGAGGAUGGUGGGCAAUGAGCAAGUGAAGAGGAUGGUGGGCAAUGAGCAAGUGAAGAGGAUGGUGGGCAAUGAGCAAGUGAAGAGGAUGGUGGGCAAUGAGCAAGUGAAGAGGAUGGUGGGCAAUGAGCAAGUGAAGAGGAUGGUGGGCAAUGAGCAAGUGAAGAGGAUGGUGGGCAAUGAGCAAUUGAAGAGGAUGGUGGGCAAUGAGCAAGUGAAGAGGAUGGUGGGCAAUGAGCAAGUGAAGAGGAUGGUGGGCAAUGAGCAAUUGAAGAGCCAUGGACCAAUGACCCCGGGAUAACAUCUUUAGUGCAGAAACAUCUCUGUCUGUAAAUCCGUAGCUAACUUUACAACAAUGCAGGUGAAGUAAUUGUCUACAAGAAUAAACACAAUUCUGUCUUGGUAUAACAAAUAUAAAGCGCCUGAAUAAUUAUAAUACAGAGGCAAUAAGUGCCAAAAUAUUUAUGGCACGUUACAUGGCAGCCUCCGAGUGGAGAGAAAGACACACAAAAAAAAAA
Molecule: messenger RNA, 2618 nt
Organism: Xenopus tropicalis (tropical clawed frog)
Lineage: Eukaryota; Metazoa; Chordata; Amphibia; Anura; Pipidae
Exons: 2
Coding region: 2027-2401 (124 amino acids)
Source: RefSeq, a predicted model, not a curated record